Molecule: messenger RNA, 1854 nt
Organism: Scophthalmus maximus (turbot)
Lineage: Eukaryota; Metazoa; Chordata; Actinopteri; Pleuronectiformes; Scophthalmidae
Product: CCN family member 1-like
Exons: 5
Coding region: 120-1223 (367 amino acids)
Biological process (GO): signal transduction
Cellular component (GO): extracellular region
Molecular function (GO): protein binding
Source: RefSeq, a predicted model, not a curated record
UGGGUUUAUGGGAGGACGCUGGGAGAAACAUUCCUGUCAUAGUUUCGGGACACUUCUCCAGAGUAUAUAAAAGGAGAUGGGCAGAGCAAACACUCCUCAACUCACCGUCAGGUCUGAAGAUGAUGUGGAGAGUCUGUGUCGGGAUCCUCUGCGUGUCGCUGGUGUCGGCCUCGUGCCCCAAGCGCUGCCGGUGUCCCCUUGGAGUGGUCCCAUGUGCAGCGGGAGUCAGUCUCACGCUGGACGGCUGUGGCUGCUGUAAGGUUUGUGCCCGGCAGCUCUUUGAAGACUGCAGCAGCAUGCAGCCAUGUGACCACACGAAGGGACUGGAGUGCAACUUUGGAGGGGGAUUUGAUUCUGCUAAGGGCGUCUGUCGAGCUGUAUCGGAUGGAAGAACGUGUGAGUACAACAACAAGAUUUACCAGAACGGCGAAAUCUUCCGUCCAAACUGCAAACACCAGUGCACCUGCAUGGAUGGCGCAGUCGGGUGUGUUUCCCUGUGCCCGCAUGAGCUCUCGCUGCCCAAACUGGGCUGCGCCACACCCCGGCGGGUCAAGGUGCCGGGUCGGUGCUGUGAGCAACUCGUCUGCCCCAAGGAAUCAAAGCCGGAGAGUUCCCCAGGGAAGAAGCACAGAAAAAAGGGAAGCAAAGACGAAGUGUCUGACGACGACCUCAACAGCAAGAAUGAGUUGGCCCCUGUGUGGAGAGAGGAAUCAAAGCCAUUAGCUGCUUUCAGGAGUCACCCAAUGGGCCACACGGUUGCCAAAGGAGUCAAGUGUGUGUCUCAAACUUCGGCCUGGUCUCCCUGCUCCAAAACCUGUGGCGCGGGGGUGUCCUCCAGGGUGACCAACAGCCAUACUCAAUGCAAACUGAUGAAAGAGUCUCGGGCCUGUGAAGUCCGCCCGUGCAACCUAAUGACCUUCUUCAAAUCGAAGAAGGGUCAGAAAUGCAUUCCCAUGGAAAAGGCCAGUCGCCCAGCCAAACUGUCCUUCGCAGGCUGCCGUAGCCUUAAAAAGUUCCAGCCCAGAUACUGCGGGUCUUGCUCGGACGGGCGAUGCUGCAGGCCUCACCGGACCCAGACGAUGCCUGUGCGCUUCCGAUGCAGAAAUGGAGAAACCUUCAGCAGGAUGGUGAUGAUGAUUGAGUCGUGCAAGUGUGACCUCAACUGCUCCGGCAGCAGAGGAAAGAAACCCGCCCUCCACAGACUUUUUAAUGAUGUACACUAACUUAAAAAUGGAAAAUCACCCAUUCUUUUGUGGAGACAACAUCCACUAAGUGUUGAGUGACAGAACAAAAUGACUGUGAGGUUGCAGACACCUGACGGGAUGAAUUGAGGGAACGAUAUUGUUCGGGCUCUCGCUUCAUAACACUGGAGCCUUUGAGUUUGCUUCUUUGUGAAGCUGCUUUUUUUACAUUUACCAAAGUUAUUAUUUUUCUAGUUAAACCAAAAUUGAUUGUACCUUCUAUUGACAUAAAUAUUUAAACCUCUAUUGACAAGACAUUCCAGAUGUUUGCAUUGAAACGAUGUAAAUAAUAAUGGCAGCUACUAAAUAAUUAAUUACACUAAAUGUUGCUUUGUUUGUUUUGAUUUUCUGUAUUUUUUUCAUUGUAUUUAUAAGACUCUGUAUUUUCAUAUUUCACUUAAUGUAUUCCUGUAUUUAAUCCUGGAUUACUGUACAAUAAUAUCGCUUGGGCAUCCCGUUCUCUGCCUUUGCUUGUUAAUGCAAAAUGUUAAAAUAUAACUUAAGGCCAGGCAAACUGUACAUUAUGAAAAUGGCCAAUUAAAUGUCUAAUCUUUUUCUGAUAUUGUGUCUGCAAUUUGAUGAUUCAGUUCAUUUUCCACAAAUAAACGCAAGG